This is a messenger RNA of Drosophila biarmipes, 439 nucleotides long. RefSeq lists its product as uncharacterized. The coding region runs from base 68 to 358 and encodes 96 amino acids. NCBI's taxonomy places the organism in Eukaryota, Metazoa, Arthropoda, Insecta, Diptera, Drosophilidae. The transcript has 2 exons. The record is from RefSeq and is a predicted model, not a curated record.
UAAGAAGGCCAAAUAGAACUGUCAUCAUAUUUGUAUUCCGGGUUAUAUUAAUAUUUGAGUUUCUAAAAUGGGCGCAGAGCAGUCGGCCGUGUUGGCCUGCACGCAGACGGGAGCACAGGAAGAACCUCUGGAACUGGUUAACUCGGAGCUAUUUUUCCGCCUGUACUUUGAAGAGAUACCGGAGCCUGUCACGGGUCCAGUAACACAAGCCCUUUUACACCUGGUAGAACAUCUGCAAACGUCGAGGGCGACCCUUAAUGCUCAAGAAACUCAAUCCAUCCAAUCGGAAAAUGAUAGCAGUGAAUGCGGCUUUGACUCGGAUUUUAGCGAUAUCAGUGAGGCCAUCUCAACGGAUUAAUACAACAUACCCUUAACCAUCAUUCAUCUCACUAGCAAUUGAACAUUAAUAUAACAUACGAAUUUAUGUACAGAACUAAAA